Messenger RNA from Exophiala bonariae, 4380 nucleotides. RefSeq lists its product as uncharacterized. Lineage: Eukaryota; Fungi; Ascomycota; Eurotiomycetes; Chaetothyriales; Herpotrichiellaceae. The transcript is spliced from 7 exons. The record is from RefSeq and is a predicted model, not a curated record. Gene Ontology annotation, molecular function: protein binding. Bases 1 to 4380 code for a protein of 1459 amino acids.
AUGAAAACCCCCAAGAGCUCCAUAACGCACACUGGACUUACGGUGCUUUAUCAUCCUGACGGAACCGAGCCUAAUGUAGAUAUUGUCUUCGUGCACGGUCUCAAAGGCCACCCGCGUAAGACAUGGGAAGUUGCGAAUCAAAGCCUAUCGCCGCAGUCCGCAGACAGAAGUAAACACAGCGGCUUUUCAAUCUUUCAACGCAGGCGAAGCAGGUCGCAAGAUGUUCGAGCUGGGGGUGAAAGUGGCCCUGCCACUUCUGAAGAAUCAUCGGACACAACAGUAUUCUGGCCUUUGGAUCUAUUGCCGUCAGAUUGCCCUACCGCUCGAAUACUGACUUUCGGAUAUGAUACCCAAAUCACUAAGGGAUAUGCUGCCACAGAUAAGAGCAGUAUCUUUUCCCACGGCAGGGAUUUCCUCCUCGAACUGUCCAGAGAGAGAGGUGGCUCAGGCCGGCCUUUGAUAAUGGUUACGCACUCCCUUGGCGGGAUAGUUGUGAAGGAGGCUCUUAGAGAAUCUGAGAUUUCAGACAAACCUGACCAACAAGACAUUCUCAAUUCGACCGCAGCUGUGGUUUUCUUUGGGACGCCACAUCGAGGUAGCGGGAUGGCCGGAAUUGGACAUGACAUUGCUAAAGCUGCAGGCUUUUUAUUGAGGAUAGACAUUAACGACCAGGUCUUACGCGCACUCGACCUAGACAGCCCUCAAAUCGAGCUAUGCAAUCGGUCUUUCAUACAUCAAUGGAAUAAGUGGGCGUUCCAAGUCAAAACGUUCCAAGAAUCCAACGCUCUGACAGGGAUUAAUUUCGGCCGCCUUAAUGAAAAGGUCGUGUUGGAUAUCUCAUCAUCAUUCGGCGAUCCUCGAGAAGACACUGAGAAAAUCCAGGGAAAUCAUCGGGAAAUGUGCAGGUUUGUGGGAAGCCAAGAUCCAGGCUAUCGUAAAGCUGGCCCUGAAAUAAAACGACUGGUCAAGGAUGCAUUGACAAGGCAGUCUAGCAGAACCUCAACUCAAACGGAGGCAUCAGAGUUUGCUCUCCUCUCCAGAAGUCCACACUUGGCUCGAGAAAACCCAGUAACCGGAUCACCCACGGAAACCCUAAUCGAGUUGGAGCAGAGGAAAAAGGAAGAAGAAGAGUUGAAACGUAAGGAGCGGGAAGAGCUCAUCGAAAAGCAGAACGCAUGUCUCCGUUCCUUAGCAUUUCCGGAGCUAUGGGACCGUGAAAGGGAUGUAGAGACGGCACUUGCUGACACCUGUGAGUGGCUGUUCCGUGAACCUUUUUUUCGCUCUUGGAUGCACACCGAGAGUGAUGGAGUUAGCCCGCGUCCAAACUUGUUAUGGAUCAAAGGGAAACCUGGCGCUGGAAAAUCAACGUUGAUGAAAGCAGCUUUUCAUCGUGCAAAGAAGGAGAUGAAUCCGGCCUCGACUAAUGUCGCAGGAUUUUUCUUCUCCUCCAGACGCAACAUUGAAUUGGAACGAACACUCCUCGGCCUGUUGCGCACACUGCUACAUCAGCUUCUCCAGGCAGAUGAGAAUCUCAUGGCCAAUUUCUUAGAGAUCUACACAAGGCAUAGCGACAACAUCGGCUCUGGCUGGCAGUGGCACAUUUCCGAGUUACUCGACUUUUUUAGCGACAAUUUCAAACUGGGCGAAUCCAGGACUAAAGAAACCUACGUAUUCAUUGACGCCUUAGAUGAGUGCGAGCCCAAUGAGAUUCAGCGGGCGGCAUAUUUCUUCCGAGAUCUCUCAGCCAAACCCAAUUUUCAUGUCUGCCUUUCCAGUCGCCACUUCCCUCAUAUCAAACUAGAGAAUGCUCUUGAAAUUGUGGUUGAAGAGGGCAACUCAGAUGACAUUGCUGUGUUUAUCAGAAAAUCCCUUGCGCAAGCCGACUUUCCUCAACAGGAUCUGGAAGAACGAAUCAUUAAGAAGGCUUCCGGAGUCUUCCUUUGGGUAGCACUUGUUGUGGACAUAUUGAACAAAAACAUCAAUAAUGGUGAACCUGAAGAGGACAUCUUGAUGGUUUUGAACAGCGUACCAGACAAACUCGAUGAUCUGUUCAAGGAGCUGUUUACAAGCUUCACAACGAAUGACAAAAGUCGACAAAAGAUCGAAUGCGCCAGAGCCGCAAAUCUUAUUCAAUGGAUGCUUCUCGCUGCACGACCUUUGAGGUUAAAGGAACUUCAUCAAGCUCUGGCUUUCUCUUCCGAUCCACCGAUGACUUCCUUCUCUGAAUUCUUUUCUGCGCCUGGCUAUUUUGGAAAUUACAGAGCAUUCCAAAAAUACAUCAGGACCUAUUCCAGAGGCCUUGUCGAAGUGUCCAGGGGCGGAUUUGUGGAUUUCUGGCUGUGGCUUAGUGAUCGGAGGUUGGUUGGAGAUGAACCUUGGGAAGCGCCUGGUUAUACCAUUGUUGAUGGCGUUGCCAGCAGUUCAGAAACUGCCCCACUCAUCAACGUACAAAAUACGCCUUGCGGUGUUCCCAAGAAUGUGUUGAAGUGUGCAGGAAUCCUUCUUAGAUCGUCUAGCAACUACCCUGAUAUAACAGGAGUAGAACGGGAUCUCCUCUACCAGUUGGAGGAACAACUAAAAAAGCCCCAAGGUGAAACACAAAUAUCUGGUCCUGCAGAUUGGAGUUCAGUACCGCACAGAGAACGUCAGAGACUCGCAUCUCACUUCCAAUCGCUCUCCCUCGACAACGCCGAGAGUUUACACUCGAGAUACACAGCUCUCAAUAGAAUCAGACAGCGUUAUCCCUCUUUUCAGCCUAUUCUCGACCAGUACUUCGACAUGGAAUACGACCGUCAAAUUGUGCAAGUUAUUCACGAAUCUGUCAGAGAAUUCUUUCUCUAUGGACAGGGCUUUACAAUCCUCGAUAGAUCUGCGAUGGGUGCGAACAUCAUACGGCGACAGGCUAUACUUACUGCCGCUUGUGUGAAUUGUGUGGGUGUGACCGAACUGCAACCUCUCGAAGAUAACAACAACUGCGAUUUGUCAGUAUUGGCUUCCCCUGCCGCAAGCCUCUAUCGCACACGCCACGAAGCCAUACGUGAGACUGGAUCCCAAAAGCAACUGUCGGGGAAAACACUAUCCGUCUGGAUCAAUCGAAACGCAUAUGCCUUCGUGAACUAUUCAGUAUGGAACGUUUUCCAUCACAGUGAUAGGGUUGAGUUGUCUGAUAUCGAGGGCAGUACUCUACUCCAUGCGCUACAGAGGCGAGAUACCUUCUGGUUGAGGUAUAUGGCACUUCAAUUCCCAAACAACGUUGAUGAACGCAUGACACCGUUGUAUCUAAUGUGUGAGAAGCGCUCCAUGAUAUUUGUUCGCGAGCUACUACAAGCAGGUGUGGAUCCAAAUGAGAAGGGUGGAAGAUUUCGCUAUCCCAUUAUUGCUGCCAUGGCUACGACGUCCUCCAGAGCGCAAAGAGAUUAUUUCAAGGGCGACAAGGCAAGCCUAUUAGAAGGCCUGAUUCGCACGCUAUUGGAGUACAGGGCAGAUCCAAAUCUGAAAAGCAAUUCCGGAGAGUCUGUGUUGCAUUAUGCUGUCGCGACGGGCAACGCAAAAGUCGUGGAGCUGCUCGUUGAAGCCGGGGCACUCGUGGAUGCUUCUGACAGCGAAGGCCGCACGCCACUCCACGAGGCUGCUUGCUUUCCCGCUGUUGCCAUCACCAAUUGCUUAUUGUCGCAUGGUGCGCAGCUUCAAGUCGUCGACGCGGAUGGUAAUAGCCCCCUCCACCUUGCAGCGAAGAAAUCCAGUCUCGAAGUCGUACAGAGUCUACUGAAAGCAGGUUCACACCUCACUCUGCGCAAUAGACAAGGCGCCCGUCCCCUUGAUCUGGCUGCGGAGAGUGGACGACCUGAGAUUUUGGAAUACCUCUGCUCCCUUCCGGAAGAGCAAGGAUCGGAGGAAAUGCAAUCAGACAAUCCCACUCUGCUACAUCUGGCGGCCGAAAAUGGAAAUUUGACCGCGAUCAGAGCCCUGCUCACAAGCGGAGCAGAUAGAGACGCACGCGACCGAGAUGGGCGGACAGCUUUACACGUUGCAGCAUUUUGGGCUCAAGUCGACGCAGUUGGCCUUCUUUCUGGAUGCGGGAAUACCGACGCCAAAGACGUAAACGGGCAAACGGCUUUGCACUUGGCGGCCAAAUCAAGCGAGGAAACUUUGGCGGCAUUGCUCUCUGCUGGCGCAGAUGUUGACGCCAUCGACAACGAUGGUCGUAGCCCUUUACACGUUGCGGCCAAAGAUGGGACGCUAGGCACGUUCGGUAGAUUACUCGAUAUCGGCGCGAAUACAAAGAUCCGGGAUAAGAAUGGACGAUCAGCACGGUACUAUGCACAAAACCGUAGGAGUAUAUGGCUUCUUUUACCUGAUAGUUACAAAUUAAUGCUCUGA